Messenger RNA from Cercopithifilaria johnstoni, 225 nucleotides. The record is from the annotation of a GenBank genome assembly. NCBI's taxonomy places the organism in Eukaryota, Metazoa, Nematoda, Chromadorea, Rhabditida, Onchocercidae.
AUGUCUACAGAAUUAUUAUUUUAUUGCAUUCUUCCAGUUUUAGCACUAGCACAGAAUGCACUAUCAGAGGAGGCAAAUGAAUAUAGGCAAGACUUAUGGUCUUAUGUGGAUGAUACAGAACAAUGGCCAAAUCCAAACGAAUUAUCUAAUUUGCUGAAACGUUGGGCAAGUCAGUUGAGAUUUGGUAAACGGACAAGCUGGGCCAGUAAAGUACGAUUUGGAUGA